Rangifer tarandus platyrhynchus (Svalbard reindeer) is the source of this 540-nucleotide messenger RNA. NCBI's taxonomy places the organism in Eukaryota, Metazoa, Chordata, Mammalia, Artiodactyla, Cervidae. The record is from the annotation of a GenBank genome assembly.
AUGCAGUCUUUCCGUUUUAAACGCACGUUUCCUGGACUCAAGCGAUUCCGCCUUUUGGGAUCUGGUGGCGCUGCGGUGCCACCUCUCAAGGAGCGAGACAGUUCAUGCAAUGCGAGCAGAAAGCAUCAAGGUGAAGAAUCCACCUUGCGUCAAGGGAGCCCUGACCAGAGGCCUCUCCCUGGAGGACCCCGGCAGAGGCCCAGGAGACCUGGGACAGCGCAGGUCCUGGAGUGGCUGCUUAUUUCCCAGAAGCAGCCGAAAGUCAAGAAAUCCUGGGGACCAUUGUCAUUCAUGGAUGUGUUUGUGGACUUUACCUGGGAAGAGUGGCAGCUGCUGGUCCCAGCUCAGAAGCACCUGUACAGGAGUGUGAUGUUGGAGAACUACAGCAACCUGGUGUCCCUGGGGUAUCAACACACCAAACCCAGUAUCAUUUUCCAGUUGGAACAAGAAGAGCUGUGGAUGAUGCAAAUCCUGAGUCAGGGCCAUCCAGAUAAAGUCUGGGAAAUUAAUGAUUGUAUGGAAUGGCAUCAGGAAAAUUAA